Boleophthalmus pectinirostris (great blue-spotted mudskipper) is the source of this 3002-nucleotide messenger RNA. RefSeq names its product zinc finger protein 271-like. The transcript is spliced from 5 exons. Gene Ontology annotation, biological process: regulation of DNA-templated transcription. Gene Ontology annotation, molecular function: RNA polymerase II cis-regulatory region sequence-specific DNA binding; DNA-binding transcription factor activity, RNA polymerase II-specific. The coding region runs from base 81 to 2900 and encodes 939 amino acids. The record is from RefSeq and is a predicted model, not a curated record. NCBI's taxonomy places the organism in Eukaryota, Metazoa, Chordata, Actinopteri, Gobiiformes, Gobiidae.
AAUUAUAAAAACAGAUGAGAUUCAUUUAUUCACACUGCUAGCGGUGAAGCUAGCUGAACCGUUACCCCGUUGUUAACCGGAUGUUUACAAAAGAAGUGACGUCAUACUCCAGGCAUGAAAAGUUUCCGGUCAGUGUGGUUAACUCGAAGCUAAAGCUAAGCUUCAUAAAAAUGUUUAAACAAGGCCAAAGACUGAGAGCUCUGGUGAAUGAGCGGCUGAGUGCGGCUGCAGAAGAGAUCUUUGUGCUGUUUGAGAGAACGAUAGCGGAAUAUGAGGAGGAACUGCGCAACUCCAAAGAGGAGAACCAGAGGAAACAGGGAGCCCUGGACUCGGUUCUUAGCCCGAGGGUCCUGCUGCCCAAAGCGACUCUGCACACUCCCUCUCCUGACCCCGGACUGAUGAAUGAGAGGACAGGGAGUCCACAGGUUAAAGAAGAGGCAGAGGAACAGAACGUGAAGCAGGAGAAAGAGCAGUUCCCAGAAUGUGUUCCAGAGUCCAGUGGUCUCUAUACGAAGCCGGAAGAGUUCUCACUGCUGCAACAAACUGAUCACCGAGAGGAAACCCAGGGAGAGCCACAUUUACACUCAGAGUCUGACGGAGAUACGGAGCACUCCCGUGACACUGAUGAAGACUGGAGCGCUACAUUCAGCUAUUCAGCUGCACAGAUGGACACAGAGGAUGAUGGAGACCAUUUCAACAAAGUCCAGAUCAGAGCCAGAAACACAAGUGAACAAAACUCAGGUCCAUCCCCCAAAUACAAUUCUGCACCAGAGACCAGCACCACUAUGAAUUAUGGAACAGCUAAAGGAGUAGAGGAGAGGAAACACCAGUGCUCUGUUUGUAAAAAGAGAUUUAAGACAAAACAGAGUUUUCAAAGACACCUUAGAAUUCACACAGGAGAAAGACCUUACAGCUGUUCAGUGUGUAAGAAUGUAUUUACCCAGUCAUCUACUUACCAUGCACAUAUGAGAAUACACACGGGAGAGAAACCAUUCAGCUGUUCAUUUUGUAAAAAGACAUUUGCCCGAAACACAAGUCUAGUUGCACACAGAAGAAUUCACACAGGGGAGCGGCCUUAUAGCUGUCCAUUUUGUGAGAGAGCUUUUUUCACCAGUUCUGACAGAGAUAAACAUCAGAGAAUACACACGGGGGAAAAACCUUACAGCUGUUCAACCUGCAACAAAACCUUUGCUUUAAAGGGUACUCUGCAAGGCCAUAUUAAAACCCAUACAGCAGAGCGACCUUACAGAUGUUCUGUUUGUAAGCAAGAAUAUGCAGAUGAGUCAGCACUCAAAAAGCACAUACAGACACACUUAGCUGAGAGACCUUACAGCUGUUCAGUGUGUAAGAAAGAAUUUACCCAAUCAUCUACUUACCAGACACAUAUGAGGAUACACACAGGGGAGAAACCAUUCAGCUGUUCAGUUUGUAUGAAAACAUUUGCUCGAAACACAAGUCUUGUUAUACACAGAAGGACUCAUACAGGGGAGCGGCCUUACAGCUGUCCAUUGUGUGAGAAAGCAUUUCUCACCAGCUCUGAUCUAGAUAGACACAAGAGAAUACACACUGGAGAAAAACCUUACAGCUGUUUGAUCUGUGACAAACCCUUUACUACAAAGGAUGCUCUGAAAAGCCACAUGAAAACACACACAGGAGUGACCUUACAGUUGUGCAGUCUCCUUCAUAUGUUGGAGUUUGGGCUGCUGACACCUCUUGCAAAAAAGUUUUCCGGUCACUGUGGUUCGACGACGGCAAAUCUAAAAACUGCACUGAAAAUGUCUAAACAAGGCCAAAGACUGAGAGCUCUGGUGAAUGAGCGGCUGAGUGCAGCUGCGGAGGAGAUCUUUGCGCUGUUUGAGAGAACAAUAGCGGAAUAUGAGGAGGAAUUGCGCCGCUCCAAAGAGGAGAACCAGAGGAAACAAUCUAAGUCCCCGGACUCGGGUCUGAGCCCGAGCGUCCUGCAGCUCAGAGCAAGUCUCCACACUCCCUCUCCCGGCCCUGGAUUAAAGCAUGAGAGUCUAUGGAUUCCACAGGUUAAAGAGGAGUGUAUCAAGCAGGAGGAAGAGCAGCAGCCAGUGCUUGUUCCAGAGUCCAGUGUUGCAUACAUGGAAAGAGAACAGUCCUCACUGCUUGUACAAACUGAACAGAGAGAGGAAAUCCAGGGAGAGGACAUCACCUCAGAGCUACAUUUAUACUCAGAGACUGAAGGAGAUACAGAGCACUCCACUGACACUGGUGAAGACUGGAGAGCUGCAUUCAGCCAUUCAGCUGCACAGAUGGACACAGAGGCUGAUGGAGACCACUGCAACCAAGUCCAGAUCAGAUCCGGAAGCACAACUCCACAAAACUCCGAUCCAUCCCCCAAAUACAAUUCUGCACCAGAGACCAGCACCACUAUGAACUAUGGAACAGCUGAGGGAGUAGAAGAGAAGAAACACCAGUGCUCUGUUUGUAAAAAGAGAUUUAGGGAAAAGCAUCAGCUUAACAGACACCAUCGAAUUCACACAGGAGAAAAGCCAUUCAGCUGUACGAUUUGUAAGAAAACUUUUUCCCAAAACACAAGUCUAAUUGCCCACAGACGAACUCACACGGGAGAGCGGCCUUACAACUGUCCAUUCUGUGAGAAAGCAUUUCUUUCCAGUUCUGACCGAGAUAAACAUCAAAGAAUACACACUGGGGAAAAACCUUAUAGCUGUUCAACCUGUGACAAAACCUUUGCCUUAAAGGGGAAUCUGAACGCCCACAUGAAAACGCACAGAGAGGAGCGACCUUACAGCUGUUCAGUCUGUAAAAAAGUGUACACAUAUGCAUCUGCACUCAAGAGGCACUUAAAGAAACAUGCAGCUGUUCAGUGUGUUAGACAGGGUUUAAACGAUGCUCUCAUGCCAGUGCAUUUAUGAAAACACUCAGCAACACUGUUUUUGUUCUAGGAAUAUCAUUGUUUUUGAAAUUCUAGUUUUUCAAUAUUUUUAUAAAUUAAAAUUUUUUAUAAACUUAAACAA